UGGGACACCGAUGUUAUCAGCUGCGGUUGGCAGAUCAUACUGGUACACUGAAGCAAUUUCAUUUAGAUGGAUACAUACCGUCAACACAACACAACACUACCAGUGACAUCUCUGAAGAGUAUUGUUUUGGAAACUGUUGCAUGAUUUUAUACAAUCAAUGAUUUCAGGUGACCUUUGUGAUAUUCUCUCUAAAUUACAAGUAUGAGAUAUGGCGGGCAAACAGAGCCUCGGUCAGCCGAAUUCCUACCAUUGUGAUCACGAAACAAGCGUGGAAAGCUUUCGUCACAGCGAAAAGAUUUCGUUCGAAAAUGAUGACGUUUCCCACCAGAUUGAUGACGAAAUCAGUUCCUGUGAUUCUCGGAAGCAAUCAUUCCUGUCAAAUUGCCGGAGGGAUUUUUGGGGAUACCAGUCAGUUAUCUUGUUCAGUUCGUUUAUGUGCUAUUUCAUAUUCUGCGGGGUGUGUUACACCGUUAGUUUAUAUUACGUGGCCUGGAUGGAUGAAUUCGAGGCCGGAAGUGCAAUUACGUCAUGGCUGGGCUCGGUUCAUAUUGGAAUAAUAACUUUAGUAGCUCCCGUUAGCAGUUUUUUGACGGAUCGGUUCGGAUUUCGACCAGUUAUCAUUGCCGGUGGCCUGGUCUCCACCGGUGGACUCCUGGCCACAGUCUUCGUCAACAGCAUUUACAGUCUGUUCAUAACAUUCUCAAUAAUUACUCCCAUUGGAUUUGGACUGGUGUACGUUCCCUCGUCAACGAUAGUGUCAUUGUACUUUGACCGUGGCAGAGUUAUAGCCAACGGUCUGGUCACAUCAGGUGCUGGGUUCGGAAACUUCGUCAUGGCCUACGUACUCCACGCAGGAAUAGAAGCGCUCAACUGGCGCGGCUCAAUGUUUAUCUCGGCCGGCCUUGGCCUGCAAUUGUGCGUCCUCGGCGCACUUAUGCGAGAGCCAAAAUCGUGGACAGAGUUGAAACGGCAACAGAAAUUAAAAUCGAACGUUUCGCGAUCCGUAACGGUCAUGUCAGGAUUUCACCUUUACAAACGAAACGGAAUGGCCCUGUUCUUUAUCCACAUGCUGCUGGUCUCGGCCGGGCUCUCUAUAGUAUUUGUCCAUGUUACAGCCAUUACGGAGUCGCUAGGAGGGGUUACAAGGGCCAAAGCAAUUUUAGCAAUCUCCUUGAUCGGACUCUCAACUAUAAUCGGCCGAAUUGCCUCCGGAUGUAUAGGACAGCAUAAAAACGUUGACACAUUCCUCUAUUAUAUCUUGAGUCUGACUUUAAGCGGACUAUCGGCCAUCUUGGUUCCUUUUCUAAGUUUCUAUUCCGUCAUUCUCACGUGGACUGUGGUGUUUAGCCUGUUGGUGGCCCCUAGUGCAGGGUUGAUGCAAAUUAUCAUUCUGCACUUCAUUGGGUUGGCAGACCUGAACAUGGCCUUCGCUCAUACCGGUAGCUUCCUUGCAGUUGGUUAUAUUGUGGGUGCACCUGUUGCUGGUUGGCUAUUUGACUUCACUCAAGACUACAGCAGUUCAUUUUUCCUCGGUGGAAGUUUUAUAACAGUUGGGAGUUUAUUGCUAGUCAUACCCUACAUGAGGCACAGAAAAGAUGCAAAGAUUAGCGCUGUUGAGUUAGAUGAUAAUCUCAAGGCCACGAGUAUAUUCGGCAGCAUAGUUGGUAGUCAGUACCUUGAUGCGGUGAGAAGCCAUAACGAGCUGAGGCAGAGUGGCUUAGUGUUGAGGUUCGACCCAGGAGACUCGGAGAGCAAUGCCAAUGGAGCCGACGGCCGGGAUGAACGCCCGGAUUCAUGACCCACAUCCACGCUAUAGCGAGCU
This is a messenger RNA of Lineus longissimus, 1822 nucleotides long. Its product is annotated as monocarboxylate transporter 12-like. Gene Ontology annotation, cellular component: membrane. Gene Ontology annotation, molecular function: monocarboxylic acid transmembrane transporter activity. Bases 209 to 1798 code for a protein of 529 amino acids. Gene Ontology annotation, biological process: transmembrane transport. NCBI's taxonomy places the organism in Eukaryota, Metazoa, Nemertea, Pilidiophora, Heteronemertea, Lineidae. The transcript has 6 exons. The record is from RefSeq and is a predicted model, not a curated record.